Molecule: messenger RNA, 1485 nt
Organism: Chanos chanos (milkfish)
Lineage: Eukaryota; Metazoa; Chordata; Actinopteri; Gonorynchiformes; Chanidae
Gene: gtf2h2
Product: general transcription factor IIH, polypeptide 2
Exons: 15
Coding region: 142-1335 (397 amino acids)
Biological process (GO): regulation of transcription by RNA polymerase II; nucleotide-excision repair; DNA-templated transcription
Cellular component (GO): transcription factor TFIIH holo complex; transcription factor TFIIH core complex
Molecular function (GO): zinc ion binding
Source: RefSeq, a predicted model, not a curated record
CUGAAUCCAAGGUUUUACAGUUAUUGUUCUUGAAUAUUAGCUAGUGGCUAAUAUUAGCUUUCUUGUCAAAGAGGAUGCAAGUGAAAGACUCCGCGUUAAGUUAGUAAUAGUUGAGAGACGCACAUUACCGAUCUUAAAACAAUGGACGAAGAGCCGGAGAGAGCUAAGCGGUGGGAGGGAGGCUAUGAACGGACAUGGGAAAUUCUGAAGGAGGAUGAGUCCGGCUCACUCAAAGCCACCGUUGAGGACAUCCUUUUCCAGGCCAAACGGAAAAGGGUGUUUGAGAGCCAUGGACAAGUACGCCUGGGGAUGAUGCGGCACCUGUUUGUGGUGAUUGAUGCAUCGCGGACGAUGGAGGACCAGGACCUGAAGCCCAACAGACUCACGUCAGCUCUCAAGCUGAUGGAGUUUUUCGUGGAUGAGUAUUUUGAUCAGAACCCUAUAAGUCAGAUAGGAAUAAUUACCACUAAAAACAAGAGAGCAGAAAGGCUGACUGAUCUGGCAGGGAAUCCUAAGAAGCACAUAGCGGCGUUAAGGAAAGCGGUGGACAUGACGUGUGUUGGAGAACCGUCGCUUUAUAACGCUCUGAACAUGGCCAUGCAGACGCUCAAGCACAUGCCAGGACACACGAGCAGAGAGAUCUUGGUCAUUUUCAGCAGUCUCACGACUUGUGACCCAGCAAACAUAUACGACCUCAUCAAGACGCUGAAAGCACUUCAGAUCCGUGUAUCCGUUAUUGGUCUGUCUGCUGAAGUUCAAGUGUGUACUGUACUGACAAGAGAAACUGGCGGAAACUAUAACGUGAUCCUGGAUGAGAGUCAUUUCCGUGAGCUGUUGAUGUUCCAUGUGAAGCCCCCUCCUGCCAGCUCCUCCUCUGAAUGUUCCCUCAUCCGCAUGGGCUUCCCUCAGCACAUGGUUGGCUCUCUGUCUGAUCAGGAUGCCAAACCCUCCUUCAGCAUGUCGCACCUGGACAGUAGCAGCGCUGAUGGUUGUGCUCUCACACUGGGCGGAUAUUUCUGUCCGCAGUGCCGAGCCAAGUACACAGAGCUGCCUGUGGAGUGCAAAGUGUGUGGUCUGACACUCGUUUCUGCUCCUCAUCUGGCCCGUUCCUUCCAUCACCUCUUUCCUCUGGAUGCCUUUCAGGAGAGCUCUCUGGAGGAGUAUGACGGAGAGAGGUUCUGUCAGGGUUGCCAAGGAGAGCUCAAAGACAAAAGUGUGUUCACGUGCCCUGCAUGUAAGAGUGUGUUCUGUGUCGAAUGUGACGUGUUUAUUCAUGACACACUGCACUGCUGUCCUGAGUGUAUCCACAAACAAGAUUCUUCCGGACAGGGCUGAUCCCCUCAUACAUACCUGAAAACUAUCAGAGUGACUCAGCACGGUGAAGUAUAUCUGGAAGGGGAACUCAUCUAUUAUGACAUGGCGACACUGAAGUCACAGGGAAGCCUUUGGUGAAAAACAGUGAGGAUUUAGCAUACAGAAACCACA